Molecule: messenger RNA, 4181 nt
Organism: Doryrhamphus excisus (bluestripe pipefish)
Lineage: Eukaryota; Metazoa; Chordata; Actinopteri; Syngnathiformes; Syngnathidae
Source: RefSeq, a predicted model, not a curated record
GUCAGGUGUCAGCAGCUGUUGGAGGUUUGAAGGCUCUCUGCUUGCAUCGAGACAGCAAGAACACUUCGCCAAGAAUAACCUGAAAGCGCCCGUUCCUGAUCCGGUUCGGACCGAACUGGACCGCGGACAGAAGCGUUGUUCUCCCGCUGCCCUGCGACCUAACGAAUAUAAGGAUCUGACAGAGCUAACGGAGGCUAAAGGCUAGCUCUUAGAGGACCACCUUCCCAGCCGGGACAGUCCUCGCUGACCCGGUUCGGUUUGAGUUCUGAGAGCCAGUAUGCUGAUAGCUGCAGUCGGGACUGGACGCGCAAGCCCCGCCUCCAGCGGCAAAAAGCACAGGCGGCGAGGCAAAAAGCACCGCAGAGUCCGGACUAACGAGACCUGUUCUAAUGACCUCUGUGACCUUCAGAAUCUGAACCCUAAUGACGGACACCCACCCCAGACACCGGACUACCCUCCAGUCAACCCCUCACUGCCACAAAAUACUUGCAAAACAGCCCCACCCUCAGGAAAUGGAUAUCAUGACGCCACAGUCACGGUGGAUACUUGUCCCCAAGACGGAGACCCGCAGGAACCAUGUACCCUGAUUGAUCCCUCCACUCCAGAUAUCCAACAUAGGCAUUUAACUGCCCUCUGUUGUCCUAAAGAAGUCACACUCAAUGCCAUCCUACCGCCUCUUAUUAUUCCUCUGACUGUGCCACACACCAGCCAAUCACAUCCAGCCUCUACUCAGGUCCUCACACCUCCUAUCUUAUCUGAGAGCCUCGCCCAAAACAAAUCUCAGGGCCCUGUCCGCACCAAAUCACCUCCUACUACAACUGAGGGGUACGCCCUCAGCCGGUCACUUCCUGUUACAUCUCAGAGCCCCGCCCACAGCCAAUCACCUGCUAUAGCAACCCGAUACCACGCUCAUAGCCAAUCACCUCCCACUACAUCAGAACCCUCCACCUACGGACGAUCACCUCCCGUCACAUCAGAGGGCUCCGCCCACAGACUAUCACCUCCCGUCACAUCAGAGGGCUCCGCCCACAGACGAUCACCUCCCGUCACAUCCGAGGCCUCCGCCCACAGACGAUCACCUCCUGUCACAUCAGAGGGCUCCGCCCACAGCCAUUUAGUUCCCGCCACACCAGAGGCGUCCGUUCACUGCCAAUCACCUCCCGUCACAUCAGAGGGCUCCGCCCACAGCCAAUCACCUCCUAUUCAAUCUCUGAGCCCUGUCCAUGGCCAAUCACUUCCUGUCAAGUGUCCGUGCCCCGCCUACACUAAAUCACCUCCUACCACCACAGAGGGCCCCGCCCACAUCCUUUCGCCUCCUGUCGUAUUUCUUAGCCCUGGCCAUAGCCAAUCACUUCCUGUUACAUCUCUGAGCCCCACCCAAAGCCCUAGCCACUCCCCCUUAGCUCUAAACCACAAAAUGCACGAUUUCAGCACAUUGACACAUUUGACAUUUGAGAACUCGAACCACUUUCUUUCUGGAUCGACUACAGCCACACCUCACAUCAGCACACAUGUCUCGAAAGCCACGCCUACUCCUUUAGUCUCCUCCCACUCGGACCCCUUCCUACUCACCUCUGUAACCUUCACCUCCAGCAUGUCACCUCAACUUUACUCCCCCCUGUGCUCCUCGUCUUCCUCCUUCGUCACUUCCUUUGACUCUGCACCACACACUGUUGCAAAUUCUGUGAUGUCAUCACCGCCUAAUUACACAGCCACUCCCCCCGUCCCUCCCGUGAGCCCACCUCCUGCGGAGCUGACCCUGCCCCCUGCUCAGCUUCUGGGUUCCGAUGAUGAGGAGCAGGAGGACCCGUCGGAUUACUGCAAAGGCGGUUACUACCCGGUCAAGAUCGGGGAUCUGUUCAACGGGAGGUACCACGUGGUCCGCAAACUCGGCUGGGGACAUUUCUCAACCGUCUGGCUUUGUUGGGACCUGCAGAAGAAGCGUUUUGUGGCCUUGAAGGUCGUGAAGAGCGCGCCGCAUUACACAGAGACGGCGCUGGACGAGAUCAAACUGCUCAGAUGUGUCCGGGACAGUGACCCCUCUGACCCCCACAGAGAGACUAUUGUUCAACUGAUUGACGACUUCAAGAUCUCUGGAAUCAACGGAGUCCAUGUGUGUAUGGUUCUGGAGGUUUUGGGUCAUCAGCUGUUAAAAUGGAUCAUUAAGUCAAACUACAUGGGCCUUCCUCUGGUCUGUGUCAAGAGCAUCAUUAGACAGGUGCUACAGGGUCUGGACUACCUGCACACAAAGUGUAAGAUCAUACACACAGACAUCAAACCAGAGAACAUCUUGCUGGAUGUAGACGAGGUCUACAUCAGGAGGCUGGCAGCAGAGGCCACUAUCUGGCAGAGAGCUGGAGCCCCGCCCCCUUCUGGCUCAUCAGUUAGCACAGCUCCCAGGGAUGUGCAGAUUGGUAAAAUGUCUAAGAACAGGAAGAAAAAGAUCAAGAGAAAAGCAAAGCGACAACAGAAGCUGUUAGAGGAGAGACUGGUGGACAUACAGAGGAUGGAAGAGGAAGACGGUGUUGACACACACACUAACUGCCCUGCGGUCAUCAACGGCAACACUUCCUGCAACACAGCAAAUAACAAAGUGAGCCCGGAGUCAUCUUCUUCCUGGUUGGAGGACAAGUACAACGGCCACGGCACUGGGCGGUUCUCCAGCCCUGCGUCUGGCCUCUCUGGGGUCUCCAGCUCGGUGAUAUCAGCCACAUCAGAAUCCACUCUAUCCACACAGUCAGGAUACUCCAGUGGACAAGAUGUAUUCAGUGCGUCAGACUUCGUGCUCAGUCCUCUGGACCCUCACAAUGCUGACAAGUUGCGAGUGAAGAUUGCCGAUUUGGGAAAUGCGUGCUGGGUGCACAAACACUUCACUGAAGACAUUCAGACCAGACAGUACCGGGCCUUGGAGGUGCUGAUUGGAGCAGAGUAUGGACCGCCGGCCGACAUUUGGAGCACCGCCUGCAUGGCGUUUGAGUUGGCCACAGGAGAUUAUUUAUUUGAACCUCAUUCCGGCGAAGACUACACUAGAGAUGAAGGUACACACACACACACACACACACACACACUCUCUUCCAAAGUUACUAACGUCGGUGGUCCGUGUUCAGAUCACAUCGCUCACAUCAUCGAGCUGCUGGGCCCCAUCCCUUUGCCCUUCGCCUUGUCUGGCAGGUACUCCAGAGAAUAUUUCAACAGGCGAGGUGACCUGCGCCACAUUUCCAGCCUGAAGCCGUGGGCUUUGUUUGAGGUGCUCUUGGAGAAGUACGAGUGGCCCUUGGACCAGGCUGCUCAAUUUAGUGACUUUCUGUCGACCAUGUUAGAACUGGAGCCGCAGCGUCGGGCCACCGCUGCCCAGUGUCUGCAACACGCCUGGCUGCAGACAUGAUGAUGGUGUGUGUGUGUGUGUGUGUGUGUGAUGUCAUGGUAGCGUGACUACAAUAGACUGAGGACUACUGAUGCGGCACUGACAGGAAGUGAUGUCACAGCCUCACACCAGGUGACGCUAGUAAACACUCCCAACUGUCCUCUUCUUCUUCUUCACUCACAUUCAGCAUCUCCGUGGAUAUCGCUGAAGAUCACAUGGGUUGCUUUUCCAACCUCAGCAGCCACAUCGUACUUCCUGUCUUGCCUGCUAGUGCGGCGCCAUGUUGCCUCACACACAAAAAAAAAAGCUUAUGCUGCUCUUGCACACGUUUGGAAUCGAUUCAGCCUCUCUUUUCUGUACUUUUCGCUCUUCGACUUUCCUUAAUUGUGCUCAUGACGUUGUGUUAACCCUGCGACCUUGACGAUGAAAGAGCACACCUUUGACAUCCUCCUAUGUAACUAGUGCCUUGAAAUGACCCCUGACCUUGACUGUCAUCACAGUGAAUUCAUCUUUUUUUUUUUUUUUUACCCGUGACCCUUUGGUGUGACAUGUUUCUUUUUCUUGUGUAAAAAGAAAUAAAAAUGAAUUUAAGCACCACUGAUAUAUUAGAUACUUUAAUACCAGCAGGUGCUUAUGAAUGAGAGAGCGGGAGAGUGUGUAUGCCGCCCCCUGCUGUUGAGGGCAAACAUUUAGCGUCAUGUGAUCAUUGAUGUGUUGCACUGCAGCAAGCUUGUGUCAUGUGACCGGUUAGUUGACAAUGUUCACAGUGUGCUGCUUCUGCACUGGUUUCUUCUCUUGGAAAUUACCGUGGCAACAA